This is a messenger RNA of Vanessa tameamea, 246 nucleotides long. It is a transcript of the gene sloth1, whose product is annotated as small integral membrane protein 4. The transcript has a single exon. The record is from RefSeq and is a predicted model, not a curated record. Bases 1 to 222 code for a protein of 73 amino acids. NCBI's taxonomy places the organism in Eukaryota, Metazoa, Arthropoda, Insecta, Lepidoptera, Nymphalidae.
AUGAGAAUUGGUUGGUUCCAUAAACUGGUGAACAAAUGGCCUGGAAAGAAAGUCUUUGGCAUGUAUAGAUUUCUACCUAUGUUUUUCGUUUUGGGAGCAGCAUUAGAAUAUUCUAUGAUCAAUUGGAAAGUAGGUGAAGUGAGUUUUUAUAACACUUUUAAAAAAAGGCAAGCAAAAACCAUUGUAGAAGAUAAAAUUAAGAAAUAUUCAACAGUCGUUUAAAAUGCCUGCCGGAGUUACUUGGGG